GCCAUUUUGUCUUCUACAUUUGCUAUUAGCUGCUGUUAGUUUUGGUCUUCAGAAACAUAUUCGCCGCACCAUAUGUCCCCAUACAGUUCAUUGUGCAGUCACUUCUCGUCUACCAGGCACCGGCAGUGGUAGAGUCUAGUUUCUCUUCGUGUAGUGGACCUUUCCGACCGGCAGUAGGCGCAUCACGUGACUACAUUCUAACAACUGGGCAUUGUAGUUCUAACACCUUAUGCCGCCGCAGUGUGUGCCGGGAAGGACUAGAGCUUCCAUCAGCCCUUGCGGCGCAUUGGUGUACAGAGGCUUGCUCAGUGUUUGUCCAUUAGCCAGUGACACAUCCUGCUGCAGGGAGACGUCACCUGAAGACCAGCCAUGGAGGUCCAGGUCCUGGAACAUAUCCGGCACUCGCUACUGAGUGACAGAAACAAAGACCUGAUCAUAGACAAGCUGCUGAGUCUCACCAUGGAGAUUAUCUGUCUGCUGACUAGAGAGGAUUUCAUUGUUGUGAGAAAGUCGGGUGACCAGGUGACAGACAUCAGCGGCCCCCCUGUGUCAGACAGAAGCAGCGGCACCCAGAGCCCAAACACGGAGGCUCCGUCUCAUGCGCCAACAGAGGAGAGGAGCCGUGACCGGAAUAUCCAGCCACCUACUGAGGUAUAUCACAGAGAGACAGGAAAGGUGCCUGGGAAGUGUAAGGAUGUGGAGGUCUCGUUCUCUGUGACAGAGUGGGACUAUUCAGGCGGACACAAUGACGUUGUAAUGGACCCUCCGCAGCUGCGUGACUCAGUGGGUGAGUGUAGCUCUAGAAGCCCCCCAGGACGAUGUGAGACCCCUCUGUACUCUGGGGAUUAUAUAAAGGAAGAGAACCGGAUUCUCAUAGAGGAUUAUCAGGCUGAGCCGGGACACGGGGUGUAUCACCCGCAGUGUAAGGAAGAGGAGCCCGUCCCUGAUCCCACCAGCUCAGGUGUGUGCAGCUCUAGAACUCCGGCAGACCCCUGUGAGACCCCUCUGUACUCUCCGGGCUGUAUAGAGGAAGAGAACAGGACUGUGACACAGGAAUAUCAGGAUGAGACGGAACACGUGAUUUAUCACCGGCAGUGUAAGGAAGAGGCCGUUCCUGCUGAGAUCAGCCCAGGUGGGUGUAACCCUACACACCCCGCAGACCCAUGUGACACCCCUCUCUAUACUCCGGGGUGUAUGGGAGAAGAGAACAGGAUGAUCAGCCAGGAUUAUCAGGCUGUGCCAGGAGACGGGAUGUGUUACCAGCAAUGUAAAGAAGAGGACGUUCCUGCUGAGAUCAGAUCAGGAACUGAGGCCGGUGUAGAGCUGGAGGCUGGUGAUCAUCGGGGGCUGCAGGAAUUCCUCCCAGAGUCCAGUGCAGGUCUGCACGCCUCCUCACACUAUCCUGAGAAGAUGCAUCAGUGCUCGGAGUGUCAGCAAUGUUUCCCUAAUCAUUCAGCCCUCGUCACCCAUCAGCAAACGCAUAGCGCCAGUAAUCUUUUUAUAUGCUCAGAUUGCGGACUGCAUUUCAGCUCCAGGUUGGCUCUUACCGCCCAUCAGCAAUGUCACACCGAAAGGAAACGGUUUCACUGCUCUUAUUGUGGGAAAUCCUUUAAUCUGAAAUCACAUUUCUUGUACCAUAAGAGGACUCACACCGGGGAGAGGCCAUUUUCAUGCACGGAGUGCGGGAAAUGCUAUAUCAGCAGAUCUGCUCUCGUCAUGCAUCAGCGGACUCACACCGGGGAGAGACCAUUCCCGUGCCCGGUGUGCGGAAGAAGUUUUGCAGCCAGAUCUACUCUCGUCGUCCAUCAGCGCACUCACACUGGCGAGAAGCCGUUUAAGUGUCUGGAGUGCGGGAAACGUUUUAGUGACUGUUCUGCUCUCAACGUGCAUCUGCGCAUUCACACUGGCGAGAAGCCGUUUCCAUGUCUGGAGUGCGGGAAACGUUUUAGUGACCGUUCUGCUCUCAUCGUGCAUCUGCGCAUUCACACUGGCGAGAAGCCGUUUAAGUGCACGGAGUGCGGAAAAUGUUUUGCCCAGAAAGCCGACCUAGAGAAGCAUCAGCGCACUCACACCGGUGAGAAACCGUUUCCAUGUCUGGAGUGCGGGAAACGUUUUAGUGACGGUUCUGCUCUCAUCGUGCAUCUGCGCAUUCACACUGGCGAGAAGCCGUUUAAGUGCACGGAGUGCGGAAAAUGUUUCGCCCAGAGAGCCGUCCUAGAGAAUCAUAAGCGCACUCACACCGGGGAGAAACCAUUUCCAUGCCUGGAGUGCGGGAAAAGUUUUAAUGUUGGAUCUGCUCUCGUCAGGCAUAAGCGCACUCACACCGGGGAGAGGCCGUUCGUGUGUUCCCAGUGCGGCCGCUGCUUUUCUAGUAGCUCAAGUCAUUGGCGACAUAAGAAGCGUCACACUGAUCUAGGAGGUCCGCACGCCUCCUCACACUAUCCUGAGAAGAUGCAUCAGUGCUCGGAGUGUCAGCAAUGUUUCCCUAAUCAUUCAGCCCUCGUCACCCAUCAGCAAACACAUAGCGCCAGUAAUCUUUAUAGAUGCUCAGAUCGCGGAGUCCGUUUCAGCUCCAGAUUGGCUCUUGCCACCCAUCAGCAAUGUCACACCGAAAGGAAACGCUCUUAUUGUGGGAAAUCCUUUAAUCUGAAAUCACAUUUCUUGUACCAUAAGAGUACUCACACCGGGAAGAGGCCAUUUUCAUGCACGGAGUGCGGGAGAUGCUGUAUCAGCAGAUCUGCUCUCGUCAGGCAUCAGCGGAGUCACACCGGGGAGAGACCAUUCCCGUGCCCGGUGUGCGGCAGAAGUUUUGCAGCCAGAUCUACUCUUGUCGUCCAUCAGCGCAUUCACACUGGCGAAAAGCCGUUUAAUUGCACGGAGUGUGGAAAAUGUUUUGCACAGAAAGCCAUCCUAGAGAGGCAUCGGCGCAUUCACACCGGUGAGAAACCGUUUCCAUGCCUGGAGUGCGGGAAACGUUUUAGUGACGGAUCUGCUCUCGUCGUGCAUCUGCGCAUUCACACUGGCGAGAAGCCGUUUAAGUGCACGGAGUGCGGAAAAUGUUUUGCCCAGAAAGCCGACCUAGAGAAGCAUCAGCGCACUCACACCGGAGAGAAACCGUUUCCAUGCCUGGAGUGCGGGAAAAGUUUUAGUGUCAGAUCUACUCUCGUCAUGCAUAAGCGCACUCACACCGGGGAGAGGCCGAUUUCAUGCCUGGAUUGCGGGAAAAGUUUUAAUGUUGGAUCUGCUCUCGUCAUGCAUAAGUGCACUCACACCAGGGAGAAACCGUUUCCAUGCCUGGAGUGCGGGAAAAGUUUUAAUGUCGGAUCUGCUCUCGUCAGGCAUAAGCGCACUCACACCGGGGAGAGGCCGUUCGUGUGUUCCCAGUGCAGCCGCCGCUUUUCUAGUAGCUCAAGUCUUUGGCGACAUAAGAAGCGUCACACUGAUCCAGGAGAAUAAACUGCCCGUCACACACAUAACAAGACUUUUAUACAAACUGCAGACAAAUGCCGGACUUGGAAUUGCUCAAGGGUCUAUGACCUGUUCCGUUUCCAUCUAAAAAUGCUCAUUGUAGAUGCAAUAAAAACCUCACUCAAAACUG
Pseudophryne corroboree (corroboree frog) is the source of this 3598-nucleotide messenger RNA. Its product is annotated as zinc finger protein 271-like. The record is from RefSeq and is a predicted model, not a curated record. NCBI's taxonomy places the organism in Eukaryota, Metazoa, Chordata, Amphibia, Anura, Myobatrachidae. The transcript has 13 exons. Bases 370 to 3456 code for a protein of 1028 amino acids.